AUGACUUCCAGUCCGCGCGCAAAUCUUCAUUCGGCCGCUCACUACAUCCCACGAUCUCACCAGCGUCUUCCGCAAUACCGAACCAACACCACGAUCAUGGCUCAACAAAGGAAUGCUUCCCACACCCAACGCGAAUCUGUAUCUGAAGGAACAGAAGAGCGACGCAAUGAAACUGAAGGACGUGAAGAAGAAGAAAUGCCUCUCCCAUCGCAAGUAGAACAAUUCGAACGACACGAAGACUACCAAUCACGGAUCUUCCACGCCAAUCACAUUGCCAAAUUAAUGCGCACCAAGGCCAAACUUUUGAAAGCCGAGGAUCUUAGGAAUCUCUCAGAACUGAUCGAUCUGGUGUUGACUCUAAAACUUGAGGAGGCAGGAAUUGAUGAAGAAGAAAAAGAAGAAGAAGAAGACAUCCUAGGUGGCUGA
Exophiala bonariae is the source of this 426-nucleotide messenger RNA. RefSeq lists its product as uncharacterized. Lineage: Eukaryota; Fungi; Ascomycota; Eurotiomycetes; Chaetothyriales; Herpotrichiellaceae. The record is from RefSeq and is a predicted model, not a curated record. The coding region runs from base 1 to 426 and encodes 141 amino acids. The transcript has a single exon.